AUGAACAUGCCUGAACAGUCUGACAUUCCAGGGGAUGGCACGUUGGACGAACUGAACAAGAUCAAAAUGAAAAACCUAUGUUUUCGUAAAAGAAGUAAUGAGAAUGUUAACAGUCCAGCGAAUUUUGAUUUGUCGGGACUGAAUACUCCAGUCGAUGAGUUAAGCCAUGCAAACAUACAGAACCUGAAUGUUAGUGAUUUCCGCAGCCUCACACAGCAGAGUAAUCGUGAAGAUUGUUACUCUCGUAUUGAAAAUGUUAUGAGGUUAAAAUCCAUGUAUAGUGAAGCUAUUAAUGGGGUUUUUUCUGCAGAACCAAAGAAUAUUCUCAUUGUUACCAAACCCAGGAACCACUCAUUGGUAUAUUUAACCGCGGACAUAACAAAAUUUCUGCUUUCUUCGACUUCGCCUGAGUCGAAAGUGUUCGUAGACAAACGGUUGGCAAAUUCCAAAAGAUUUGUCGCAAACGAUAUUCUGAACGAUUUGGAAUUGCAUGAAGAUAGAAUUGGAUUUUGGACUCCUUACAUUUGCUUAAUCAAACCAACAAAGUUUGAUUUGAUUAUCACCGUUGGUGAUAAUGCUACUGUUUUGUAUGCCUCUUGGUUAUUUCAAAAACUUUGUCCUCCUGUCCUGACUUUAUCCGAUACUGAUGUUCCCGGAUUCUUGACUCAUUUCUCUGCUGCUGAGUAUAAAAAGCAUAUCAACUAUAUGCUUAACAGUAGAAUUUCAUUACGCUUUUCUUCUCGACUAGAAUGUUCAUAUCACAAGUACAAUGCAGAAACAAAGCAAUACUCUCACGUUUCUACGAACUACGUUUUGGACGAGAUUCAGGUCUCACGUGGUGAGCAUCCUUACAUCAGCAAUUUAAACCUUUACAACAACUCAGAGUUAAUGACGAUCGUUCAAGCUGAUGGACUAAUUGUCUCUACUCCAACCGGUUCCACCAACAUGUCUAUGAAUGCUGGUGGCUCUCUUGUCCAUCCUGCUUUAAACGCUUUAUUGAUUACUCCUAUCUGUCCUCAUUGCCUAUCGUUCAGGCCAGUAAUUCUUCCUGAUUAUUCGGUUAUAAACAUUGAAAUCCCCUUGGAUUCUCGUGCUAGUGCUUUUUACUCUGCUGAUGGGCACAGCAAAACUGAAAUGACUCGCGGUGAUUACUUGUCUAUUGUGACUUCGCAAUAUCCUUUUACCACAAUUCAAAACCCGCAUAAACAAUGGACAAAGAUUCUUGAAGAUAAACUGCGAUGGAAUGUACGAGAAAGACAAAAACCUUUCUCUAGAAAGCAAAGCAUGAUUUUCAAUAAAGACACCACUGAUGAUAAGUUUGAUAUUACUGAAAAUUCCUACAACAGAGAAUCUGCAGAAAACACCUAG
Molecule: messenger RNA, 1368 nt
Organism: Schizosaccharomyces osmophilus
Lineage: Eukaryota; Fungi; Ascomycota; Schizosaccharomycetes; Schizosaccharomycetales; Schizosaccharomycetaceae
Product: NAD/NADH kinase
Exons: 1
Coding region: 1-1368 (455 amino acids)
Biological process (GO): NADP+ biosynthetic process; NAD+ metabolic process
Molecular function (GO): NAD+ kinase activity
Source: RefSeq, a predicted model, not a curated record